Molecule: messenger RNA, 1272 nt
Organism: Beauveria bassiana ARSEF 2860
Lineage: Eukaryota; Fungi; Ascomycota; Sordariomycetes; Hypocreales; Cordycipitaceae
Product: folate-binding protein YgfZ
Exons: 1
Coding region: 1-1272 (423 amino acids)
Cellular component (GO): mitochondrial matrix
Molecular function (GO): protein binding
Source: RefSeq, a predicted model, not a curated record
AUGCCUCCUCCGCUCGCGCGUGGCGCGCUCCUGCGGCGACCAAACGCCUCCUCCUCCUCCAACGCUGGCGUCUGCCGCUCUUGUCGCCGACGGCUGGCCACGACGGCCUCCUCGGCGCCGCCCAGGCCGCCCGCCGCGGGCCUGGCCGAGCUCUCAUCACGACGCGUCCUCGCCGUGGCCGGAGCCGACGCCACCAAAUUCCUACAGGGCAUCGUCACGCAAAACGUUGCCGCCGCCGCACCAGGAAACGGCCGUCAUCAGCAAGCGACGACUACGACGACGACGACGACUACUCCAUCAGAGCCACGGAUCGAAGGAUUCUACGCCGGCUUCCUCAACGCCACGGGCCGCGUCAUGCACGAUACUUUUAUAUACCCUUUUCGCGGCGGCGGCGGUAGCCUCCUCGGCAGCGACGACGGCUUCCUCGUCGAGGCCGACGCCUCGCAGACGGCCCGGCUAGAAAAGUAUAUUAAGCGCUACAAGCUGCGCGCCAAGGUCAGCGUGCGCAGCCUGGCCCCCGACGAAGUAUCCGUCUGGCAGGCCUGGGAUGACAACGGCGGCAUCGACACGCUGAGCCUGCCGUCCGGCGCCGACAGCCGCGUCAUCACGCUGCGCGACCCUCGCGCGCCGGCCAUGGGACACCGCAUUCUGCAGCUCGGCGGCGGCGACGGCGGCGCACCGGACAUUAUCGGUGUGGAGCGCGCUUCUGAGGACGCCUACACUAUCCGCCGGUACCUGCAGGGCGUGCCCGAGGGUCAGGAGGAGUUGCUGCGGGAGCAGGCGCUGCCGCUCGAGAGCAACAUGGAGCACAUGCACGGCGUCGACUUCCACAAGGGCUGCUACGUCGGCCAGGAGCUGACCAUUCGCACCAAGCACCGCGGCGUCGUCCGCAAGCGCAUCCUGCCGUGCAUGGUGUACGACGCGGACCGGCCGGCGCCGCAGACGCUCGCAUACCAGCCCGACAGCGUGGCGUCGGUGGUGGGCGGCGCGGCCGCGGUGCCCGCCGAGACGAGCAUCGGACGGUUUGAAAAGCGCGGACGCAGCGCGGGCAAGUGGCUCAGAGGCGUGGGCAACAUCGGGCUGGGGCUGUGCCGGCUAGAGAUUAUGACGGACGUGGUGUUGCCGGGCGAGCAGGCGGCCGCGACGUACAAGCCGGACGACGAGUUUGUGCUCGAGUGGGGAGGGGAGGAUGAUGUCAAGAGCAGCGUCAAGGUCAAGGCAUUUGUGCCUGACUGGUUGCGCGCCAGCAUGGAAGAGGGACAGAAGAGGUAG